Molecule: messenger RNA, 5055 nt
Organism: Solea solea (common sole)
Lineage: Eukaryota; Metazoa; Chordata; Actinopteri; Pleuronectiformes; Soleidae
Gene: htra3b
Product: HtrA serine peptidase 3b
Exons: 10
Coding region: 315-1718 (467 amino acids)
Biological process (GO): proteolysis
Cellular component (GO): extracellular region
Molecular function (GO): protein binding; serine-type endopeptidase activity
Source: RefSeq, a predicted model, not a curated record
UCCGUCUGGAGUCAGUGCCAGAGGCAGAGUGGAGGAGCACUCAGCUCUGGCAGGAGAACCAAAGAAAAUCUCUAUCGCAGCUGGGAGGCUUUUCACAGUCUGCAUCUGGACGCACGGGAUCACGCUUCAACAUCCAAGUUCGCGAUUAGGACAGGUUUUCUUAUGACGUUUGCAGCUAUAAGGAGACAUAUGUGUGUCGUGCCAGUGGCAUUCCCUCCUCUCCAUGCAAAGGGAAGAAAGUAUGAGCUGGUGAUCUAGUGAACAUGAGCGCGUAAAACCUCUUCUCUUCGGUUUCCUCCCAUCCUCCUUUUACAAUGGUCAUCUUUCUAUACACAGCUCUGCUUUUUGGUUUCAAACAGUCGCUCAGCGCUGAGCUGAAAUCCUCCUGUCCGACACGGUGUGAUGUGAGCAACUGUCCGAGCCCUAGCUGCCCCAGCGGAUACGUGCCCGACCGCUGCAACUGCUGCCUGGUGUGCGCGCAGGGGGAAGGAGACCCGUGCGGCCACGAGGACGAUCUGCCGUGUGGGGACGGACUGGAGUGCAAACUCCCGGCACGAAAAAGACUCUCCAAGGGAUUCUGUCAGUGCAAGUUAAACCAUGAAGUCUGCGGCAGCGACGGGAAAACGUACAUUAACGUGUGCCACCUGAAGGCGAGCAGCAGGAGGGCGCUGCAGCAGGGUCUCCUCGGCAUCACACAGAUCCAGCACGGACCAUGUGACGUCAGCAUAGAUCCUCCACAUGCUGCAAGUCCCCGCUACAAGUUCAACUUCAUCGCUGACGUAGUGGAGAAAAUCGCUCCUGCUGUGGUCCUCAUUGAACUCUACCUCAGGCAUCCUCUUUUUGGUCGGACCAUCCCUUUGUCUAGUGGAUCGGGGUUUGUGAUAUCAGAGAAUGGACUGAUUGUUACCAAUGCCCAUGUAGUCUCCAGCACAACUCCAGUGUCCGGUCAACAGCAUCUUAAGGUACAAAUGCAUAACGGUGACACGUAUGAGGCCAACAUCAAAGACAUGGACAAAAAAUCUGACAUAGCCACCAUCAAAAUCAACUCACAGACAAAGCUGCCUGUACUGUUUCUGGGCCACAGUGCAGACUUACGGCCAGGAGAGUUUGUGGUUGCAAUCGGCAGCCCCUUUGCCCUCCAGAACACUGUCACCACUGGCAUCGUCAGCACUGCCCAGAGAGACGGCAAGGAGUUGGGCCUGCCGGACUCUGACAUGGACUACAUCCAAACAGAUGCUAUCAUCAAUUACGGGAAUUCAGGAGGACCUCUAGUCAAUUUAGAUGGGGAAGUGAUCGGCAUCAACACCCUAAAAGUCGCAGCCGGAAUCUCCUUUGCUAUUCCAUCGGACAGGAUCACUCGCUUCCUUAAUGAUUCCCUUGACAAGCACAACAAGGAUGUGAGUUCAAUAAAGAAGCGUUUCAUUGGGAUAAGGAUGCUGACCAUCACACCAGCGUUAAUGGAAGAGCUUAAGCAGCAGAACUCAGAUUUCCCGAAUGUAACCAGUGGGAUUUAUGUCCAUGAGGUCAUUCCUCACUCACCUGCACAGAAGGGUGGCAUCAAAGAUGGCGACAUUAUUGUAAAACUGAAUGGCAAACCUCUGAUGACAACAGCUGACCUGCAGGGGGCGCUUCACGAGGAGACAGCCCUGCUACUGGAAGUCAGGAGGGACAACGACGACUUGCUCUUUAACAUUGAGCCUGACAUUAUCAUGCAGUAGUCAAUUCCACACACAUUUUUGGUGGAAGUUGUUUUUAUAUGAAAUGCACACAUUUGUCUGUAAAUUGUACCAAAGUAAUGGGAGGACAGUUUGACUUAAGAACGAAAUGGUACAAACUAGUUUUGAGAUUUACAACUGUACCUCUGGCCUGUCCAGCCAGGUCAACCCUGUUAAAAUACCCUGCUGAGUCAGGGUUAAAGGGAUAGUUCAGUUUUUUGUGUGGUUGUGUGAGGUAGCCAGUGCGAACUGAUUUUAGCCAUUGAAGAAAAAAAACUCUCCUAAUAAAUUCUAUUCCUGCCUAACACUUGAUUCACACACUGGAUGUGUGAAUGUGUGAACCAACAUUUUGCAGGGUGUGCGCGUGUCUGCUGCAUUUCUCUCUCACUCUGCGUCUCCCCACACCACCAGUGUGAUUAUGAAUUCACUAUCUGAUUUAUUUCUGAUAGAUAAUGUUACAUGAUUUUUGUUGACUCAGAUGGAGAGAGAGAGAGAAGCACUAAAACUUCAAUAAGGUGUCAGUUUUAUGUAAUCAUGCUGGUAGAAUAUCAAUGUUAUCAUCAACGGUUCUUCUCUUUGUUCAGUUUUUGCUGGAAGCCACAUGCGUCACAUGUAAAAAAUAGAUGAGAUGCUGAAACGUAAGCGUAGAUGCGCCUGAAACAUCUCCUGUGUGCAGUGUAAACACACAAAUCUGUGCACAUGAAAAACAUGAUGGAACCUAGCAGCAGGGCUAGGGUUAGGCUUGGUUAACGUGUCCUCGUAAACCAAGCCUGAGUCUACAAUAACUUCCGAAUAUGUUAAUGGCUUUAUGUCACUGUUAGAAAGCUUUUCUCAAGGACGUUUGAGCUGCAUUGUAAACUGCUUACUCUCCCGCAAUAAGACCAAAGUCAAAAUCACUCAUUUCAAAUCACAGCACAUAGGAGUUGUUGAAUCAAUAAGUUAAGAUGUGGAUUUUUAUGACUUUGGUCUUUGGUUAGGGAAAUGGACAUGGAAACUUCAACAGACAGAUAUUAAUGGGUGAACCUUGUGUUAAGUGGCUUAAAUCAGUUUUUCUUUGUGCCUUUCCUGACACGCAUUUUAUCAUUGAAAGUAGGCCUCUGUCUCAGGCUGGUACUCAGUGCUACCUAUGUGUUAGUAUACCACCAUACUUCAGAAAACCUGAAAUAUCCCUUUAACCUCUCAUUUUUUGUCAAGCCUUACUCUAAUCUGUCCCAACUGGGCCUCACGAGCAUUGGUCUGACAACCAUGUGCUCACUGGUUACUUUCUCCACUAAACCAGUCCAAAAACAUGCAAUGUGGGGAUUAGGUAAAUUGGGCACUCUAAAUUGACCGUGAGUGUGAGAGUGAAUGGUUGUUUGUCUCUAUUGUCUCUCCUGCGAUGGACUGGCGAACUGUCCAGGGUGUACCACGCUGAUCGCCCGAUAUAGCUGAGAUUGGCACAGCAGCCCCCGCGACCCUCUGGUGGAGGAUAAAGUGGUAGAUGAUGAUGACUGACAGUUCAGUAGAGUUUUAUUAAUAUAUCUGACUUAUACAUGAACAUACAAACAACUUUCUUUUCAUGCUACCAAUGGUUUUAUAUAAUAAUUGAUAUUGAAAAGUCGAGAAUGGGAUGAUUUCCAAAAUGCUCUCAAACACUUUCCUUCAUUAUCCUAUUGUUACUUGCAUGGCCCAGGCAGAGCUAGCAACCAAAUUAGUUGUUACAUUCACUCGUUUUUUUUACCACUUAAACCUCUACAUGAGGGUUGUGGUGGCUGAAACCAAACCAAGCUAACAUAGGGCUGAGGUCACCAGUCCAUGGGCAACUCUCUCACAUUUAAUUGGAAACUUUGAGUUUACCUAAUCAAUUAAGAUAAUCCCCACACUGCAUGUUUUUGGGACUGUGUCAGAAUACCCGGAGAAAACCCAUUGGGAGAGCAUGCAAAUUUUGAACUGGUGACCUUCCUGAUGUGAGGAAACAAUGCUAACUACUGUACCACCAUGUGACCCUUGUUAUAUUCAGGAAAAAUAAAUACCACCAAACCCCAGCCCUUUCCCAGCUCUUGCAGUGAAUGAUAACAAACACGAAAAGAUGUGGGCUGACAUGAACUCCAGUUGGAGAGCCUCAUCACCCCCCAGCCGGUUCGGUUUAAAAAAAACAACUUUGUGCUCCAGAUGUUCCUGCCAUCCACACUACCUUAUCACUGUAGAGCCCCAAAAGGUAGAAGUUUGAAAAUGCUGCUGGCCACGUUUUGUUUGAAAACUCCGGGGAUUUGUAUUUCAGUCUGGAUGAGCAGAAACAGAAAACUUUGUAAACCAUGACACAUGAUCUUAUCAAGCUGUGUGAAAAACAUUUUGUAGCCUAAGGGGCUGUCCACAUGAAGAGAAGUCUAGGUGAAUUAUAGCAAGGUUUUAUCCACAUGGAAACAAUGUUUUGGGAACCUUAAACUGUUAUAUUUUGAAAACAGGUCCCAAAGUUUGAAAAUCUUAAAACCCUUUGCGUCUUCAUGUAGACUGUCAAUACGCUACUUUGAGAAAACAAAGAUGUCAUUGCCCCACCUCUCUCUUGAGCUUGUCUUAUCUGUGUCAUUGUCGUCUUCCUCUUCCUGUGUUUGGAGAUUGUUUGGUCUGUUUGAUUUAUGAUAACUUUUAUUUUCUUUCCUUAGUCACCUUGGCUUUCUUCAUUCUGGCUCUGUUUCUGUUUGGGGGGUGGAUGAAGACAUUGCGUGAUAUAAAUGAUGUUGUGUUUACAGAAAACCUUUUAAAAAUGACAAAGAAAAGUAUUGUUUACGUUUCUGUGUGUUUAGGGCCUAAAUCUGGGCUCAGAGAUGACAUUUCCUCUACUGUAUGUGCUUUCCUCAAUUUAGAGCAGUGGUAGACUCAUGAUGGGUCAGUAGUUACAUAUGAUAGUUUUUGUAUUAUAUUCGAAUUAUUUGUGUCAGAUAAAAAGAGAAUCAUGAUGCAUCAUUUAUGUUCAAUUGCAAAGUUCUUGACGAUAAAAGUUCCAUGUGUAAGAGUUGUUAGAGAUACUGUCUUUGUCAAAACCUGUGUGGCAGCAUUGGCACUGUAGCGUGGCUCAUGGUUCAUGUGGGUCCUGAAUGCAGAAGCAAAUGUGAACUGUGUGUGUUGAAUGAGAAGCACAACGUGUUUUCAUAGUGUUGCCAAGGCACUCUGGUGCAGGAGUGCUGCUCAGCUCUUUGGACUAUAGCAUCAUCACUGUUGCUGCCUUGGUUCAUGAUUGUCUUCCUUUUAGUGUGAGUUGAUUCCUCACUAAACCAAAUGUAAAUUGCCAGCGAAGCAACACUCUACAACCCAUUUGGAAUUAACUCUGUUUACUUAAUAAAGUUUCCACAAAUUCUCACAA